AAGAGCCUGGUAUUGAUUCUGUAAGUCACGGUGUGUGGACUGCUGUGCAGCUGCGGGUAGAGCACCUCUCCUCAGUGCUUCCUCCAGCCUCUUGCCGGUGGUUACCCUGCCCAGGCUGCAUGGGACCAGCUGUUUGGAUUUCAGAGUUGGAACUGUCUGAUGUCCAUCGUGAGCAUCUGGGGGAGGGACCCAGUCUAAACAACAGAUCCCAUUCAUGUCCAUCCACCUCUUGCACAGCCCGAGUGGUUCUACAAGUGCUCUCCAGGCCUGAGCUGCAACUGUGCCCUGUCACGUGAGGUCAGGCCUGGGGUUUUCUGUUGGUGGCACUGUGUCACUGUUCAAGAAGCGUUGGAGUUUGGAGCAUUUCAAAUUCUGGAUUUUCAGAUUAGGGUGCUCAGCCUGUGUGUGUCAGUGACAUGCACAAGAUAUUACUCAAAAUCUCUGUUUAUAUUUCUAGCAAGGUCUUGGGACUGUGAAGGGAGAUCAAAUGGCAAACUCUGGUCAGCGGAGUGUGGACAGUGUCUUACUCUCCCUUCCUGAGGGAGGGAAAAUGGGUGCCAGAGCGUCCUCACCCAGGGCAUUUGUGGCCUCAGCCUUGUCACCAGCCUCGGCCUGCUGCUCAUCUACUAAGGAUCAAAAACUGGUGACAGGUCCAGACCUGACCCCAGAGGUGGCCGAUGACCCUGGGAACUAUCUGCCAUUUCCCAAGUUUUUGAGAGCCCAGGUGCUGUGUGGUGGAAAGUGAAGAGACUCAGAACGUGGAAGCAGAAGCUUCUGUGUGGCAGGUGAAGCAUGAGUCAGGGCACCGGCCAGACCUUGGCAGAGUGAGCACAGGCCCUUUGCUCCUAUCUGAGCUCGCAGCUCUGCAGUGUCUCUCAAAGGUCAUCCUGUUUAGUGUCUCACAUGCACCCACAAGCAGGGCUGGGAGCUCUGGUGGGGCAGCAGGCUCUGAGGUCUGGUUGGUCGCCGUGGGUGGUCAGUCCACUGUCAGUGUGCACGCAAAACAGAAUGGCAUUGGAGUGGGGAGAGACCAGGAGCUAAAGGCUACAAAAUCUUACUCUGCUUCUAAAACGGCACAACCCCAAGCAGCAACUAGAUAAGGAGACCCCAUCAGUGGUCCCACUGGCUCUCAGACUCGGAGCCCACUUACGCAUGUGCUUGUUUAGAGGGCCUCUCUUGUUGGGAGUGAGCAGUGGACGUGGACUGUGGAUGCUCGCCACAUGCCAGGCUGUGUGUGAGUUGUUGAUUUUGAUCUCAACAGCAGCAGAAGUGGGCAGCUGGGGUUGAAGUGAGUCAGGAUGGAAAGCUGGUCUGCCACUGCACAGCGACCUCAGGAGUGUGUGGUGGGCCACUGCUCCGAGGUCCAGCCUUGCUCCUGGAGGGCGCUGACGCCCUCAAGCCCCGUGAGCUGUUGGCUGUGCAGAACUGGACUCUGGGAUGGAGAGCAGGUGGACAGUGCUGCCUUCGCGUCCCUCUGAGCACGUUAGAGAGCUCUUCUGGUGUUCACCACCCCAUGUGAGGAGUGACUCUGGGGAGGUGAGUGGCGACACCCUUACCCACAUGGGGGGCCUGUGGGCUCCGUCAGUGUGACCAGCCUCCUCAAGGGAGCCGAAGCCAGGCAGGUGGUGACUCUGCCUUCUUCUGAGGGUUCGUGCAGUUGGUAUCCUUGUCUCUGGGACUGGGGCCCAGAGCCUGUCCUGAGAUCUUGCUCUCUUGUUGGGGCCAAGUGUGGGCUCUAGUGCUUACCUGGGGUGCCUCAGGUCCCAGCGUCUGGCCCCCGUGGGGGACCCAACUUCACGCCCAUGCCCACCUGACCUGGCUUUUCAUCACGCACCUGCUGCAGUUUCCACCGCGUGGAGAUUCACGUGAGGCUGAUUGUCCAGGCUCGGCCCUGGUGAGGUAGGGAAGCGGCUGCACCUGGGCCAGCUGCGUGAUGUUCCCGGGUCACGUACUGAUCUGUUUUCAGUCCACAGGCCACAUUGGGACUGCUGCUUUUUUUUGUAGCAAUGAAGUUGAGAGAAUGCUGGAGAGGCACGAACGCUUCAGGCCUGAAAUGUUUGCGGAACUGCUGCAAGCAGCCAACACAGCCGGCGACUACAGGAAGUGCCCCAGUAAUUGUGGCCAAAAAAUAAAAAUCCGCCGUGUUUUAAUGAACUGCCCAGAGAUUGUCACGAUUGGUUUGGUCUGGGACUCGGAGCAUUCUGACCUGACUGAGGACGUCGUCCGGAACCUAGCGACACACCUCUAUCUUCCUGGGCUGUUCUACAGGGUCACUGACGAGAGCGCCCGGAGCAGUGAGCUGCACCUGGUGGGCCUGAUCUGCUACGCCAGCCGGCACUACUGUGCCUUCGCCUUCCACACCAAGAGCUCCAAGUGGGUGUUUUUUGAUGAUGCGAAUGUGAAAGAGGUUGGAGCCAGGUGGAAAGAUGUGGUCUCCAAAUGCACCCGGGGUCACUUCCAGCCGCUGCUCUUGUUUUACGCCAACCCAGAUGGCACGGCAGUUUCCACUGAAGAUGCUCUCAGGCAGGUGGUCACCUGGUCACAUUACAAAUCUGUUGCAGAAAAUAUGGGAUGUGAAAAGUCUACAAUUCAUAAGUCAGAUAGUUGCAAAGAAAAUGAGUGUACCGGUCACGGUCUCGGAGAACUGAGAGGAGGUCAGAACCCUCAGAGUGAGGUGUCGUCAUUUAAUCGGAGCCCCGUUCAAGCAAGCGGAGGGAGAGGAGCGGUUAAGCUAAGCCAUGGUGAUCAAAGGGAAAAGGUGAAAGACCUCUCCAGAGAAUGUGCUCUGAGAGCCAGGCGGCAGAGAAGCUUGCUUUCUGCCCAGUGGAGAGUUCUCGAGCAGACACAGAGGAAGGACACGGCCCGGCACAGAGGUCUGUCUGAUGAGGAGCUCUCACAUGUCAAGCCCGGGUCACCACCUGCCUCCAGUGACUUCAGGCGACAGGACAGCGCUCAGCUCUGCCACAGUCAAGGGAAGGGGCCCUGUAGACAGGAGCGCGUGGCCUCUCAGAGUCGAGCUGCUGGGCAGACAGCGAGUCCCAGCAAGUCCCAGGCACCUGUUCCAGGAGAGAGAGCGGCCCGCAAGGUCAGCGGUGCUGGGUGUGGCCCAGACAGCAGCCAGAGCUCUCGGGACAGACAUGGUGGCCGCAGCCGGAGCCGGGGCCGAGGGUGGAGGCCCCUGAGGGAGGCCCUGAAUGUGGACAGCGUUUUCAGUGACAGUGGGAAGAGGCAGCACAGCCCACAGCGCCAGGCGGACAUCAGCCAUGGACCCCAGGGGGCCCGGGAGCAGACCUGUGGCAGCUGGUCUAAGCAGAGCACAAAGCAGAAAGGGCUGGUGACCAUCUACGAGGACGAAGGGAAGCCUGAGACGGGAAGCAGGAGCUCCCUGGACUCUGGCGGGAAGGGAGCAGAGAGCAGGGCAGGCCCCGUGGAGCGUGGGGUUCCUGGUGAUGGCUGGCAGGUGCAGAGGACCGAGUCUGGGUAUGAAAGCAGUGACCACGUCAGCAACGGGUCUGCCAGCCUGGACGCGGCAGCUGCCGACGGGGGUGGCCCAGCAGUGGCCAGCGGUGCUGCUGGAGAAGCAGGGACUUGCAGUGACCGGAUCAGGAUGAGCAGCCCACACGCAGAGCAUGCGGACUGUACCUCCCACCAGAGCAGACGCCACGCAGAAGAUUUUAGAAGAGAACAUAAGGACUUGGAAGCAGGCUAUAAAUCCCAUGAGCUCCACCCAGGAUCACAUCUGCAAGUAAAAAGUCGUUUGGUGAAAAGGCCACAUGCCCAUGAAACCACUGGAAACUUCCUUCCUUCACCUGGCCCCCAAAUACUCAAGGACCACACUGCAAGAGAGCACACCCACCAGUCAGGUCAUCGGGAAUCUGAAAAACCGAAUGGAAGUCACUUGUCUGAGUGGCUUAGUAGAGAACAUUCUGAGGGGGCAGCUUUGCCCUUUCACCUCUGUGACAGUUCGCCUGGAAAGAGAGUGAACAGUAGUGAAGUGGCCUCCCCGUCUUCUUCCCGUUCUGCACGUUCCAGGGCUGUCGGCCCAAAGCGGGACGCUAUUCCGCAGCAGACCAGGAUAGAGCCAUGCUACUGUGAGAACUCUCCUUCCACGGUACCUGUGGCUCAGCCAGCCUGCCGAUGUGAUGGUUGCCAGGGGCCAGAACUUCUUUGUCAGCUUCUGCCACCCGCAUUGCCACCAAAGAAACAUGCUGUUACUAGUGUGCCAAAGUCGGAGAGGAGUGAGCCUGUGCCUGAUGUCAGACUUUCAGGGGUGUUCAGCGGUCCCACGAGGCCAAGCGCAGUGUCAGAGCCAGGUUCAGAAUUCAGUACACAUGCGGACCACCUGAGAUGCAGAGAGACCCUUCAAGUGAAGUUGCGUACGGGCAGCAGAGCCCCCUGCCUGUUCAACACUGCAGCUUGUGGGUUUCAGGCAAACUCAACUACAGUUGAGGAUGCACUCUGCCAGCCAGAACUGGACUCUAGUUCUCCGUGCCCAAGUGAGACCGUCUCAUUAACUACCUAUUUUUCAGUUGACAGCUGCAUGACUGAUACGUACAGACUGAAAUACCAUCAGAGGCCCAAGCUCUGCUUUCCAGAGAAGACUGGCUCUUGUCACAGCCCUUCACCGACUCAGAGUGAUAGAAGCGUAGGACCUGUCACAUGAUGGCCUUGGCCCACCCUGCCCUUCCACAAGUCCAGCAUGCACUGUAGCAGGUAGAUGAUGGAGUCCACCAGCUUAUUCUCAGAGGCCAUUAAAAAUCAAAUCUGUGGCAUUUUAAAAAUCAUAUAUAUACAUACACACACACAAAAGAAUAUAAAUAUAAUGUUAAAAUGUUUUGCUCUAUAAUGAUCAAUUACUGGAUAUUUUGGAAAUUCACUUUGAAUAUCGUGGCAUGCCUUGAAAAAUAGCAAGUCAGGGAAUAUAUAAUACUAUUUGUCAUAUGUAACAGUUGAAUAAAAAUUAGAUUUGUCCCCCUCUAACACGGCUAGUAGACCCAUAGUAUCAAACUGACCAGUUCCACGGGAACUGCCCGUCUGCAUGCCAGCAGCACAUAGGUUGUCAGGUCAAAGCAGAGUCUGCCUUUAAGAGCACUUUUUGAUUGUAGCCUACAGGUUUCACCAGUUUGUUCCUGAUUUCUUCCAUGCCUGGCCCUUCAAGUGUCUUUUAAAAAAAAAAAAUGACCUUUUUUUGUAGAAUCUUGGGGGAAAUUGCCUUAAUGAUUAACAAUUUUUCAAAUUUCAAGGUCAGGACUAAUUUUUCUCCUAGAACAUAUAUCUUCAGAGUAUCUGGCUAACGUAAAUAGGCCUUUAACCCUUAUAUGUGUUUGUAAAUAUUGCUUUGGCCACGAGCUGAGAAGUCAAAAGUGUAAACUUAAGUAUAUUUAUUUAUCUUGUUACUUUUUUUUUUUUUCUAAUUUUACGUGAAAUGUGAAAGACUUUUAUUUUGGUUACAUUUGCUUUGGGCUGCUAAUAACCAAUGUUAGGAAUUAACCUCGAGUCCUGUUAAUUGGGACUGUCAAACUGCCCAAGUUCUCUCUGCUCCAGUCUUACACUCCUAGGUUGUCAACUCAUUUUACUACGCAGCCUUCCAGGUUAACUUUGUCUUUCAUACAGAGGGUUUAAUUUUAAUGAAAUGGGUAUCUAAUUUGGGCACCCUUCCAAUUUUUUCUUUCUCAAAUCAUUUUAUCACAGCUACCUUCAUGGAGAGGGCUUUCUUUAAAAAUUAUAGGGAUUUUCAUAUGGUAAACUUAGGAGCGAGAACAACUCCCUUAUCUCCUUAGUUGUCAGUUUAUUUUAUACUAAGCUGAUAACCUGAUUGGGAUUGAGAAUAGUUUUAUAGUGUCUAUUCCAGAGAAUUGAGAAUUUAUAAUUCAGUAAACUAAUAAGUUUAAUAUCUUGGCCAAUUCCUUAAAUUGUGUAAAUUUUUCCAAAAUGUAAGUGGUUAAAAUGAAUACUAAAUUGAUUAUAAAAGCUAACCCUAGCCCUCUGACUUUGGCCACCAAGACUGUCUUCUGUCUAUAGACAUUCUCACCAGCCUUUUUUACCUUUUUAUAUGCUCUCAAUUUAGAAAUACUUGAAUAUCAAAUUUUUAUCUUUUAAGAAAACUUAAGUUUUUAUAAUGGAAGGUUUGUAAGUAAUGUAAGGUUUAUAGAAUUGUAUCUGAAAUGUCAAUGUUUUUCAUUGCUGCUUUGAUAAUGCAAAAUACUAAAGAUGGGGCUUCAAGUAUUUUUUAAUAGCUUUCAAAAACUGUGUGGGCUCAUAUUAACUUCAAUUUGGUCAAGAUGUUCAGUUUGAAAUAUAUUAACUGAAACAUU
This is a messenger RNA of Ictidomys tridecemlineatus (thirteen-lined ground squirrel), 6314 nucleotides long. Lineage: Eukaryota; Metazoa; Chordata; Mammalia; Rodentia; Sciuridae. The record is from RefSeq and is a predicted model, not a curated record.